Molecule: messenger RNA, 4748 nt
Organism: Quercus lobata
Lineage: Eukaryota; Viridiplantae; Streptophyta; Magnoliopsida; Fagales; Fagaceae
Exons: 8
Coding region: 198-4565 (1455 amino acids)
Biological process (GO): cell surface receptor signaling pathway; protein phosphorylation
Cellular component (GO): plasma membrane
Molecular function (GO): protein serine/threonine kinase activity; ATP binding; calcium ion binding
Source: RefSeq, a predicted model, not a curated record
GACACACAGUCAAGGAGCACAACACCUUGAGGAGAAGAUCGGCGCCACCCUAAUAGAUACACAAACCCAAAAUUGAAAAUCAAACCGCUCAUCAAAGAUCUAGUCUAGUUGGCGCUGCCAAGAAAAAAUCAAACUGAGUUUCUAAUCGGAGAAAGGCUGUGAAGGAGAAGGUCGAUUGGGAGGGAAGCUCCAGAGAGAUGGCCUCAGUGCACUUGGCAAUCUUGCAAUUGACUUUGCUGUGGGUAGUAGAAGCAUCAAUUGUCAACAGACUCAACACCAACACCUUUCCUUUAGCCAAGGACGGCUGUGAAGACCGUUGUGGCAAUGUCAGUAUUCCAUACCCAUUUGGCACAAGGGAAGGAUGCUACGUUAAUGAUAGCUUUCUCAUCACUUGUAAUCACACAUACAACCCUCCCCUGGCGUUUUUGAAAACAAGUCAUAUAAAUGUGACAGAUAUAUGGCUUUCGGGUGAAAUGCGCAUAUAUGCCUUUGUAGCCAAUGAUUGCUACAACAGAACUGGUGGGCGUGCACGCUACAAUCUACCUUGGCUCCGAUCGGGAAUAUUCCCAAUCUCCAACACUCGAAACAAGUUCAUGGCUAUUGGGUGUGACACAUAUGCUGUGAUAAAGGGUUCUAGAGGGACAAGCUACACAACUGGGUGCAUGUCUUUAUGUGAUAGCACGAGAGAUGUGGUUGAGGGAUCUUGCUCUGGUAUUGGUUGUUGUGAAACUGCUAUUCCAAGAGGAGUAAUGGAUUUCAAUCUCAGUGUAUCGAGCUAUUACCAACACAAGAGAGUGUGGGAAUUCAAUCCUUGCAGCUAUGCUUUUGUGGCAGAGGAAGGUACUUACAACUUUUCUAAACAAGAUCUUUGGGAUCUUAAAGAUCAAGGUAAUAAGAUCCCAAUGGUGCUAAAUUGGGCAAUAGGGGAUCAAAAUUGCAGUGAAGCUAAAAAGGGUCUUGAAAGUUAUGCAUGCAAGGCUAACAGUGAGUGUCAUGACUCGAACAAUGGUCCAGGCUACCAGUGCAGUUGUUCCAAGGGAUACCAAGGCAAUCCUUACCUUAAGGAUGGCUGCCAAGAUAUUGAUGAGUGCUUAAAUUCCACCAUAUGCGUCCAAAACUGCACCAAUUUGCCUGGUACUUAUAAUUGUUCCUGUCAGCUACCAGGAUAUGAUGGCGAUGGUAAAUGGGAUGGAACAGGUUGCAAACUCAUACCAAGCCCUGAGAGGUUUCCAUUGAUUAAUAGGAUUUCACUAGGUGUUAGUAUCAGCCUCUUGGUUCUAGUUUUGGGCAUUUCUUGGUUAUACUGGGGACUCAAGCGUAGAAAGCUCAUCAAGCUCAAAGAGAAGUUUUUUAAACAAAAUGGUGGCUUUCUACUACAACAACAACUUUCUAAGCACAAUGGAUCUGUUGAAACAACUCAAAUGUUUACAGCAGAAGAACUUAAGAAGGCAACAAACAAUUACCAUGAAAAUAGAAUCCUAGGCCAAGGUGGCCAAGGAACGGUUUACAAAGGAAUAUUACCCGAUAACAAAAUAGUUGCCAUUAAGAAGUCCAAAAUAAUAGAUCAAAGCCAAGUUGAACAAUUUAUUAAUGAAGUGUCUAUUCUCUCCCAAAUCAACCAUAGAAAUGUGGUAAAGUUAUUGGGAUGUUGUUUGGAGACUGAAGUUCCUUUGUUGGUGUAUGAAUUUGUUACCAAUGGUACCCUUUUCAAUCACAUUCACAAAACAGACCAUUCUUCAACGUUGCAAUGGCAAUUACGUUUACAGAUAGCAGUUGAAACUGCAGGAGCACUUUCUUAUUUGCAUUCUGCUGCAUCCACUCCCAUCAUUCAUAGAGAUAUCAAGAGCACUAAUGUACUCUUAGAUGAUAAUUACAAAGCUAAGGUAUCUGAUUUUGGAGCUUCGAGGCUAGUUCCUCUUGAUCAUACUCAGUUAACCACACUAGUGCAAGGGACACUUGGAUACUUGGAUCCAGAAUACUUUCAUUCAAGCCAAUUGACUGAAAAAAGCGACGUUUAUAGCUUUGGAGUUCUCCUUGCAGAGUUGCUAACUGGAAUGAAGGCACUUUCUUUUGAGAGACCUGAAGAAGAAAGAAACUUAGCCAUGCAUUUUGUCUCAUCAAUGAAUGAAAGCCGAUUGUUUGAAAUUCUAGAUCAACAAAUGCUGAAUGAGGGAAACGUUGAGCAACUUAAUGAAGUUGCGAUGUUAGCUAAGAGAUGCUUAAAAGUGAAGGGAGAGGAGAGGCCUACUAUGAAAGAAGUUGCAAUGGAGUUAGAGGGCUUGAAAGCAAUGACAAAGCAUCCAUGGGUUAAAGGCAAUACGAGUUCAGAAGAGACUGAGUACUUGCUCCAAAAACCAUAUGAUGAUUGUAUUGAUGGUAACACCCACCUUGUAUUCUCCACAUCUGCUGGUGACGGCUGUGAAGACCGUUGUGGCAAUGUCAGUAUUCCAUACCCAUUUGGCACAAGGGAAGGAUGCUACGUUAAUGAUAGCUUUCUCAUCACUUGUAAUCACACAUACAACCCUCCCCUGGCGUUUUUGAAAACAAGUCAUAUAAAUGUGACAGAUAUAUGGCUUUCGGGUGAAAUGCGCAUAUAUGCCUUUGUAGCCAAUGAUUGCUACAACAGAACUGGUGGGCGUGCACGCUACAAUCUACCUUGGCUCCGAUCGGGAAUAUUCCCAAUCUCCAACACUCGAAACAAGUUCAUGGCUAUUGGGUGUGACACAUAUGCUGUGAUAAAGGGUUCUAGAGGGACAAGCUACACAACUGGGUGCAUGUCUUUAUGUGAUAGCACGAGAGAUGUGGUUGAGGGAUCUUGCUCUGGUAUUGGUUGUUGUGAAACUGCUAUUCCAAGAGGAGUAAUGGAUUUCAAUCUCAGUGUAUCGAGCUAUUACCAACACAAGAGAGUGUGGGAAUUCAAUCCUUGCAGCUAUGCUUUUGUGGCAGAGGAAGGUACUUACAACUUUUCUAAACAAGAUCUUUGGGAUCUUAAAGAUCAAGGUAAUAAGAUCCCAAUGGUGCUAAAUUGGGCAAUAGGGGAUCAAAAUUGCAGUGAAGCUAAAAAGGGUCUUGAAAGUUAUGCAUGCAAGGCUAACAGUGAGUGUCAUGACUCGAACAAUGGUCCAGGCUACCAGUGCAGUUGUUCCAAGGGAUACCAAGGCAAUCCUUACCUUAAGGAUGGCUGCCAAGAUAUUGAUGAGUGCUUAAAUUCCACCAUAUGCGUCCAAAACUGCACCAAUUUGCCUGGUACUUAUAAUUGUUCCUGUCAGCUACCAGGAUAUGAUGGCGAUGGUAAAUGGGAUGGAACAGGUUGCAAACUCAUACCAAGCCCUGAGAGGUUUCCAUUGAUUAAUAGGAUUUCACUAGGUGUUAGUAUCAGCCUCUUGGUUCUAGUUUUGGGCAUUUCUUGGUUAUGCUGGGGACUCAAGCGUAGAAAGCUCAUCAAGCUCAGAGAGAAGUUUUUUAAACAAAAUGGUGGCCUUCUACUACAACAACAACUUUCUAAGCACAAUGGAUCUAUUGAAACAACUCAAAUAUUUACAGCAGAAGAACUUAAGAAGGCAACAAACAAUUACCAUGAAAAUAGAAUCCUAGGCCAAGGUGGCCAAGGAACUGUUUACAAAGGAAUAUUACCAGAUAACAAAAUAGUUGCCAUUAAGAAGUCCAAAAUAAUAGAUCAAAGCCAAGUUGAACAAUUUAUUAAUGAAGUGUCUAUUCUCUCCCAAAUCAACCAUAGAAAUGUGGUAAAGUUAUUGGGAUGUUGUUUGGAGACUGAAGUUCCUUUGUUGGUGUAUGAAUUUGUUACCAAUGGUACCCUUUUCAAUCACAUUCACAAAACAGACCAUUCUUCAACGUUGCAAUGGCAAUUACGUUUACAGAUAGCAGUUGAAACUGCAGGAGCACUUUCUUAUUUGCAUUCUGCUGCAUCCACUCCCAUCAUUCAUAGAGAUAUCAAGAGCACUAAUGUACUCUUAGAUGAGAAUUACAAAGCUAAGGUAUCUGAUUUUGGAGCUUCAAGGCUAGUUCCUCUUGAUCAUACUCAGUUAACCACACUAGUGCAAGGGACACUUGGAUACUUGGAUCCAGAAUACCUUCAUUCAAGCCAAUUGACUGAAAAAAGCGACGUUUAUAGCUUUGGAGUUCUCCUUGCAGAGUUGCUAACUGGAAUGAAGGCACUUUCUUUUGAGAGACCUGAAGAAGAAAGAAACUUAGCCAUGCAUUUUGUCUCAUCAAUGAAUGAAAGCCGAUUGUUUGAAAUUCUAGAUCAACGAAUGCUGAAUGAGGGAAAUGUUGAGCAACUUAAUGAAGUUGCGAUGUUAGCUAAGAGAUGCUUAAAAGUGAAGGGAGAGGAGAGGCCUACUAUGAAAGAAGUUGCAAUGGAGUUAGAGGGCUUGAAAGCAAUGACAAAGCAUCCAUGGGUUAAAGGCAAUACGAGUUCAGAAGAGACUGAGUACUUGCUCCAAAAACCAUAUGAUGAUUGUGUUGAUGGUGUCGCUGGCAAUUCUGCAUGUUAUGACAGCAUAAGGAAACAAGUCAGCAUAUCAAUACUUGAUGAUGGCAGAUAAUUAUCUAGUGUGUUAAAGGAUGAUAUAAUGCUAGACAUUAUCAUUAUACUUUUUAUUCAUAGUUUUUUUUUAUCAUUUUAAAAAUGUAUUUUUGUUAUUAGUUUGGGACUAGGUAAACAGACAAGAUGGGAUAGAUUUGUAGAUUAGUUUUUAAAUAAAUUUUAUCUACUUGUAAUAGAUAAA